AUAGAAACGAAAAAAUUACAAACCUAUAAAGUUCUGCCACCGGACAUCACUUUGGCUCAAUAUAAGUUAGAUGAAGCUAAACAAAUUCUGGUUUGUAACAUUGAAGUAGGAUGUUUCAAUAUGGUUCGACAAAAUUUUGUUGGCAUUGUCGUGGGAACUGCGAUGCAAAAAACCGUUAAGGUUCGAGUGGCCAGGCAGUUUGUUCAUCCCAAAGUUCGAAAG
Messenger RNA from Acaulospora morrowiae, 222 nucleotides. NCBI's taxonomy places the organism in Eukaryota, Fungi, Glomeromycota, Glomeromycetes, Diversisporales, Acaulosporaceae. The record is from the annotation of a GenBank genome assembly.